AUGUGGGGCGCCGUGCCGCGGCGGCUCCGCUUACCGGCGCGCGUGCGCGCACUCUCGGCGUCAGCGGCGCCACUGCCGGAGGUGGGCACGUUGCGUGCUGGCCUGGCCGCACGCGAUCUCGAGCAGGUUUGGGAGGCCUGGGAUGCUCUACGCGCGGAUACGCGCCGCGAACGCCUGCGCCGCCACGACUAUGCAGACAUUCUCGCGCUUGUGCGCGCCCACUUGCCCGCACUCGCACCUGCGCAGCGCCGCGCUCCGGCCUGGGCAGAACGGUGCCGCGCGUGGGGCCUGGACGCCGCGCAGCGCAUGGACGUACUGGGCGUACAGGGCUGGAUGCGCGUCGAGCUGCUGUGUGGGCAGCCAGCUGCUGCCAUCCGCCUUUUUGAUGCGUACUUGGAUGCGCGGCGCCGCGCACGGCCGGCCGGCAGGGACGCGGCGCUACUACUCGAUGCGGGCGGCGUGCGCCCCGGUGCACUGCACGACCUGCUCGCCCUGCUCGUGCUAUGCUAUGCGGCCGAACGCGACCUGCGCGGGCUCGUUGACACAAUGCGCUCCUUUGAUGUCGGCACACAUACCCAGCUGUACUUUGACUAUACCCAGUGUGCGCGGCAGUACAGCAAGAUUCGGUGGCCGCCGAGCACCAGGCACGCCGACGACCUUGUGCCACGCGCGCUCUCCUAUGUGUCGCACGCCGAGCUUGCGCGCGGCCUCCUGGACGGCAGUGGUGGACCGGCAGGUCCGAAUCGUAUUGCACGCCUGCUUGGCAGCCUCUUUGCGCGGGGCGAUAGCCCCGGGGCGUGGCGCCUGAUCCAAGCAGCGAUGGACGCGGGCAUACAGGCAGGUGACCGCGGUCCAGGGUGGCUCGCGCCGACGCCCGUGGCGGCGCCUGGGCAGCUAGGCGCGUGGACCGACAGCUGCUGGGCCGUCUCGCUGAGCGGUCUCCUGGCCGCGCGGCGCGAAGACCUCGCGUCGCAGGUGUGGGCGUGCGUGGGCGCGACGCAGGCGCGUGUGCGCGAGGCGUGGCCGCCGCUCGCACUGUGGAAUGCGGUCCUGGACGGCUACUCGCGUGCUGGUGACUUGCCGUCCGUGCUAGCGGCCUGGCAUGUGCUUACGCAUCAGGCGAGCGCGCACGACGUGCCACUCGCGCGUGGAGCCUCUGUGUGUGUUGAGGCGCCCAGUGAGGCGCCGGAUCUCGUGUGCUAUACGACCAUGAUGGCGGCACUCUUCCGCCAGCGCCGCGUGCGUGAGGCUACAGAUCUGUUCGCGCAGCUGCGCGCGCGGCCCGAGGUGCGCAUUCCCGUGGAGACGUACAAUGCCGUCGUGCACGGACUGUGUGUUGCGCGGCACAUGCGCGAGGCGCAGGCCAUUGUGCAGACGAUGGGGCAGGGCGACGUGCCGCCGCCGACGAUCACGACCAUCAACAUCAUGCUGCGCGCCUACGCGCGGCAGAAAAAUCUGCCGGCCAUGGCCGCGACGCUCCGGCGCAUCCUGCCGCUGGGUCUGCGGCCGGACGUGGUUACCUUUACCACGGUGCUCGAUGCGCUCCUGCGCCAUGCGACGACGCCGGCCGACGCCGAGGCCGCGAUGAGUCAGGUGCAGCAGAUCAUGCAGUCGAUGCAUGUGCCGCCCAACUCGGUGACGUUCACGGCGAUGAUCAAAGCGUGCUUGCAUGUGAAGGGCGAUGUCGAGCCGCGCAUGCGCGUCGCACUGCAGCUGAUGCACACCAUGUGCACGACAGUGAAGCUGGCCCCUACGGCCGUCACGUUCGAGACGAUGAUCGCAGGCCUCGUCCCGCCGUCGCGCCCCGUGGACGUGGGCACCGUGUCUGAGUGGCCGCCGCUCUUUGCCGCACCGCCGCCGCGCCUGCCGGGCGAGGUCGAGGAUGUGCCGCCGCAUGCGAAGCGGCUCGCGCUCGUGCUAUGGCACCAGCUGUCGGUGCGGCAACUGGCGCCGACGCCGGACACGUACCAUGUGCUCGUACGCGCGCUCCUCGCUGACGCCGACGACGUGCCUCUCUUCCGGCGCGGCGUGCUCGUGGCCGACGAGCUGCUGCGGGCGCGCGGCGCACUGGCUGUGCAGGUGGGUCUCGCCCGCGAGUCGGCGCCGCAGAGUGCAGUGCCGCCGGCCCCUGCGAGCUGGACGGUCGUGCUGCAUGCACUGCUGCGUGCGCACAAGGCGGCCACAGACCCGGCGCUCGUAGCGCGCGUGAUGGACGCGGUGCUCGCGCACUUUUCUGCAUCCGAGGAAGGCGCAGCUGCGAUGCUCCCGCCGACGCCCACGUACCACACGGGGAACUUGCGACACUACUUAGAAGAGGCAGCGAAAGCGCUCAAAUAG
Molecule: messenger RNA, 2337 nt
Organism: Malassezia sympodialis ATCC 42132
Lineage: Eukaryota; Fungi; Basidiomycota; Malasseziomycetes; Malasseziales; Malasseziaceae
Molecular function (GO): protein binding
Source: RefSeq, a predicted model, not a curated record